Zingiber officinale is the source of this 1388-nucleotide messenger RNA. RefSeq names its product single myb histone 6-like. The coding region runs from base 136 to 1044 and encodes 302 amino acids. Gene Ontology annotation, biological process: nucleosome assembly. Gene Ontology annotation, cellular component: nucleosome. Gene Ontology annotation, molecular function: double-stranded telomeric DNA binding. The transcript is spliced from 7 exons. The record is from RefSeq and is a predicted model, not a curated record. NCBI's taxonomy places the organism in Eukaryota, Viridiplantae, Streptophyta, Magnoliopsida, Zingiberales, Zingiberaceae.
GCCCUCAACCUCGACUUGAGAGUUCAUCAGCCUCACGCCCGAUCAUCGUGUCACCGAUUUCGUUCUUGCGCAUUCCGAUCGCCUGAGGUUAACGUCUGUAUAUCUGUAAAUAGUAGAAGCGUUAAUAACCUUCCAAUGGGCGCUCCAAAGCAAAAAUGGACUCAAGAUGAAGAAGCAGCUCUCAAGGCUGGAGUUAAUAAGCAUGGGGCCGGCAAAUGGCGAACAAUUUUGAAAGAUCCAGAAUUUAGCAAUAUGUUACGCAAUCGAUCUAAUGUUGACCUCAAGGACAAAUGGAGAAACAUGAGUGUGACUGCACAUGGAUUGGGAUCUCGUGAAAAAGCCAGGAUUGCCUUGAAAAAUAGUCGACAAACCACCAAGCAUGAUGGUACAUCAAUGGUUGUAGUUAAGGAUAUUGAAAAUGAAGUUCUUGAUGUGGAGCCUCUUGCAGCGUAUAGUGAGCCUCCUCAAAUUUCCUCUCAGAAAAAGUCCAUCUCCAGGCUAGACAACCUCAUACUGGAAGCUAUAAUCAACUUAAAGGAGCCCACUGGAUCAAACAAGACAGCUAUUUCUUCGUAUAUUGAGGAUCAGUACUGUCCUCCAGCUGAUUUUAAAGAGUUGCUAUCAGAAAAGUUGAAGGCUUUGACUGCAUCUAGGAGAUUGAUCAAGGUGAAGCACAAAUAUAGAAUAACACCAACUUCUGCUUAUUCAAAGGAGAAAAGCUCCAAAUUUCUCGCUGAAGGACAACAAGAGGAACCUAGAGCCAAAAUCAAGCCCCUCACGAAAUCUCAAAUAGAUGCUGAAUUAGCACAAAUGCGAAAUAUGUCAGCUCAGGAAGCUGCUGCUGUUGCAGCUCGAGCAGUUGCAGAGGCAGAAGCAGCGAUGGCAGAAGCUGAAGCAGCAGCAAGGGAAGCAGAAGCUGCUGAAGCCGAUGCAGAAGCAGCUCAAGCCUUCGCAGAGGCAGCAAUGUUGACUCUGAAGAACCGCAAUGUUCAUAAGCAAAAUAUGCAAGUGACGCUUCCUGCAAAAGACAGAUAUAAAGCUUGAGUAAGCGUCCAUGGAUGCGUCACCUUUGAUGAUUAUGGUUGCAACACUAGCCGUGGUUGAACACUGAAUAUAAACAUACAAGUAUUUUAUUUCCCAUGAAUAAAUAUUCAAGACUGGCUUUUAUUGUCAGAUGAUGAUUUUUUGAAGACUUUCUCUCGUAUCCUAACCAGUUACCAAUGGAUGUUAUCGUAUCGUCUGGAUACAAGUAUUUUCCAUUGCUUAUUGUAGUCAACAGCAUGAUCUACCUGAUCAUCUGUCUUUUUUCAAAAAAUUAUUUGAAAGUGAUAUCUGCUUUGUUAACGCUAGUUCUUUUUCACUAUUGGCUAUUUUCUUGACAUCAACUG